UUUCGAUUUCUCCGAGUGUGUUUGUGGACGCAUUACAGCGAUAUGGCAACAUAAGUGUGUUUGCUCACACAAAUUCGAACAAUAGCGCGCCAGCGGAGUCCCAGAGGCGGCGGCGGCUCAACCGGUAAUUCAAUAUCGAGCGUUUCUGUUAGUGAUGCGUACAUCGCUCUGACAAUUCGAUGGGACUUCAAAAUCAAUUCUACACAAUAUAACAGAAUAAAAAAAUUGUGUUACAAACAAAAUAUGGAAAAGGCAGCGAGAAACGAGACCGCAAUAAAAAACGAUAAUAUGAGUUCGGAAAAGGAAGAUUCGCCUUUAAGGACUGAAUCUAAAAUAGAGAUACAACGAAUGAAUUUCAUGGAGAAAAUUAGAUAUGUAAAAUCAAACAUAACUGUGGAGCCGGUGUUGGCGUUUUUUGUGAUGCCUAGCGUAUUAGGAGCUCUUGCCAUUCAAAAUCUAAAUUUAGACAAAGCUUGUCGAGUCAACUUAGACUUUGGCGACGAUGCAUGCACUGCGUUGCGUCUGAGAAAACGAGCGAACUACACCUACGAAGAAGACGAGGUCCAAAAACUAAUAGCCUCGGUGCAAGCUUGGAAGAGCGUGAUCCACAUGGCGGUGCCCACGCUGCUGAUCCUGUUUAUAGGAGCCUGGAGCGACAAGACCGGAAUGCGGAAAAUUUGCAUGUUAAUGCCGAUCCUUGGGGAAUUCAUGACGUGCCUUUUGAACAUAAUGAACACGUACCUCUUCUACCAAGUCCCGGUGGAGUGGACCGUGUUUAUGGAAGUCAUUUUGACCUCAUGCUCGGGCGGAUGGCACACGAUGUUCCUUGGCACGUACAGUUAUUUGGGUGAUAUAACUUCGAAGGAAACAAGAACUUUUCGUCUAGGGAUCUUGAGCUUGUGCAGUACCGUUGGCUUUCCUAUCGGCAUGGGGCUUAGCGGCGUGCUGCUGAAGAUUCUUGGCUACUACGGAGUCUUCGUGAUAUCUGCGAGCUUGCAGUUGCUCAAUUUUUGUUACGUAUUGUUUUUUAUCGAGGACCACACUUGGCUCGCGGAUACAGAGAAGGUCAAAAAAACAGGAUGUGGCGGUUGCCUGGUGGAAUUUUUCGACUUUCGAAGCUUCCGAGAAACAUUGGAGAUUACUUUCAAGAAGGGGAAAAAUAAUAGGAGACUAAGAAUGUGUUUAAUAUUGAUGGUCGUUUGCUUGAACUUCGGACCAAUGUGGGGUGAAUUAGGCAUAACUUACAUCUUUACUCGUUACCAAUUCAACUGGGAUGAAGUGACGUACAGCAUUUUCAACACUUACAGCUUGGUCACCCACUCAUUAGGUACGCUGUUAAGUAUAGGCAUUAUCAGCAAGAAAUGGAAGGCGGACGAUGCUGUUUUGGGGAUCAUUUCAACUAGUAGCAAGAUUUGUGGAGCACUGGUAUUGGCUUUUGCAAGGAAUGGUUUUGAAGCAUAUUUUGCACCACUUGUGGAGAUUUUAAAUGGCACCUCGACUAUUGCUUUACGGUCAAUCGCAUCGAAGUUGGUUUCACAUCAAGAACUAGGUAAAGUGUUCUCACUCUUCGGGCUAGCGGAGACGACAAUGCCAUUAAUAUUUGCGCCUUUAUACACCAAGGUGUAUGUGUCCACCCUUCAUGUGUUGCCAGGAGCCGUUUUUCUACUUAGUGUUCUUUUUACGAUACCAGCAUUAGCUAUUUUCGGAUGCUUUUACCACCAGCACCGGAAAGAGAAGAAAGAGAAAAGACUAAACUUGAACAGUUUGCCUGCCACAGGAGAAGAGUGCAAGAAGAGCAUAGCUGAGAAGGCAAAAAAUAUCAAUAUCGUUUGAUGUAGAGACUAUAGAAGCUACAAAUCUUUUUGUUCCAGUCCAUCAAUAAGCCUAGGCAUAGUUUGACUUCGAAUUUCGUUUCAAAAACUCCUCGUAAUGAAAACUAAAAUACUUUAAAUUUUAGCUGAUUUUCAUAAAUGCAAUAAAGGUUAAUUUUUAUUUCUUCAAACAAAAGUUAUCGAGUAUAGGCCUUUAUAAUUGAAAUACAUGAAUAAGGUUUAUUUGAUCAUUGUAUUUUUUCAUUCAUUAUGUAUUAUCGAGCUGCCUGUUAAAACUGUGCCUUUAUAGCUCAUGUUGUUACCCGUCUUAAAUUAAAGCAUUAUCCACGUUAUAUUUAGAUUUGGCUGACGGUUUCUGUAUUGACUUGUCGUCAUUACUUCUCGUAAACAUUUUCGGAUUGGCAAACCAGGACAGGUUUUUGGCCCAAUAUAUAAGAAGCCCAGAUUUUUUGUAUCGGCUCUGCCAACUAAUUGAUUCCAACAAAUACUUAGCUAACCAUUAUUGAAGUCUUACAUUCUGAAAUAAUAAUUAACAUAAGGUAAUAAAACUGUAAUACAAAAUUUGGAAAGUAUUUAGUGCUGGUGUGAGUUCACGGCCGUAGGCAGACGCUACCAUCGUUUCUAGUUCUGUUGCGAAGUAGUCGUAUAUGACACGUGUGGGACAAUGCUUAUAUUGUUUACAAUGGAAGACAAUAUACAAAAAAAAUCCCGGGAAGAUUAAAUUUAAUAAGGCAAGCUAAUCUAGCCACAGACGUCUGUGCUGUAGUAGAAUAAAUCCUGAAUACUAUUUACUGGUUCAUACUUCAUAUCCAGAUUCUCUCAACUCUCAAUCUUCAGGUUUUCUUUACAAUAUUAUAAAUCGCAUUGCUUCCAUUGUUUUUGUUGUCACCUUUUUUUUUCAAAGUAUCAUUAAGGAUAGCGUUAAAUGACAUUAGUUAGGUAAAUACUACGAGUAAAUGUCCUUUUAUCAAUCAAUGAUUUCCGUGUCAGGAAUUAAAUUCAAUGUUUGUAGAUUUAAGUUUUAACACGAACGCACACACGAAGAAUUUUAAUUAGAUUUUCGCAUCGGAAGUUCCGUGAUUCCUAACUUAAACAAAAAUGUAAUUAGGAAUUUUCAUUAAAUCGAAUUUCUACUGAUAUCAUUUGUAAAGUUGGCAGAUCCAUGUACUUCAAAUGUUUCGAAGCUAUUCUGAAUUUUCUCAUAGAGAAACCUAAUAAGUGUUUAAACGUGUCAUGUGCGCCGUGUUUAUAAAAAAGACUUGUUUUGUACUUUGAUGAUAUUUUUAUUUUGAAAAUGAAUACAUUGUAAUUAAAACUAAAUCUCUGGUU
Bombyx mandarina (wild silkworm) is the source of this 3161-nucleotide messenger RNA. RefSeq names its product proton-coupled folate transporter. Gene Ontology annotation, molecular function: transmembrane transporter activity. Gene Ontology annotation, biological process: transmembrane transport. The record is from RefSeq and is a predicted model, not a curated record. Gene Ontology annotation, cellular component: membrane. Lineage: Eukaryota; Metazoa; Arthropoda; Insecta; Lepidoptera; Bombycidae.